UAGAAGCUUGCAUAAAAAAGUUGAAGCCGAAAGGAAAGUUCUAUAUGCUUCUUGGAAUGCCACUGGCCAUUCAAAUUUGAUUGUAUGAGUGUUGUUCAAACGUGCCUCGUAAUGUUGCUUUCAAGGUGGAUUCUCAAAUCCCACGUAUUUUGAAUUGGAAGAUAAAUUCUCCUCGUCCAAGAUAUGAAACUCUUAUGGGAAGUAUGUUUGAUGAUACAGAUGACAAGGUUAUUUUUAAGAAUAUCGAGCCAACAAGAAAGGAGAUUUCAUCUUUUCAUAUACCGAAGAAGCUUGUUCCAGGAUCUGCUAGUCAUAAUGAAGAUGACAUUGACUCAGAUGAUGAUUUUCAGGAUCCUCCACAAAGACAAAAUCAGUUAACCACAAAGAAAAAACAUCAUGGCGAUUCAUCAGCUUCACUUGCAAAGAAAAAAUUGAAGCCACAUUCUAAAGGUGUAGAUGAGCAGACAUCAAAACGGACCCCUCCACCCCGUGCUGCAAAGAUUCCUUUUGUGAGAACUCCAAUUCACAAGCCAAUUCAAACAAAAGUUACACUACGUGAAAAUAGGAAAGACAUAAACCGGCUUGACAUUAAAAAAUCUAUUUCGGUUCAGUCGCCUGCUCCGUCUUUGUUCAGUUCUGAAAAUGUAGACGGUGUUGUCUCGAAGAAAGUCUUUGAUAAGUUUUGUGAAAAAAUAAUUUCUGUUUAAGUUUUUGAUUAAUUUAUUUUUUCAUUUCUAAUUUUUUUUUUAUAAUUCAGGU
Capsicum annuum is the source of this 759-nucleotide messenger RNA. RefSeq lists its product as uncharacterized. NCBI's taxonomy places the organism in Eukaryota, Viridiplantae, Streptophyta, Magnoliopsida, Solanales, Solanaceae. The transcript has 2 exons. The coding region runs from base 195 to 707 and encodes 170 amino acids. The record is from RefSeq and is a predicted model, not a curated record.